UUUAUUAGUACUUUGACAAUUUGAGGUUAAGUGUAACAUGUUUUAAUAAAUGCAUUUGUGAAGUAUAAAAGUAAACAAAAUGUCUCUAUAUGACGAUUUUGACAAACAUAGAACAUCAGAGAAAGUAGCUGGAUGGUCAUCCAGUAUUAAGCUGUUACAAUCUCAAUUACAAUUAAAAAAAGCUGCCACUACACAGCCAAAACGUGAACAAUAUAGAAAAGCUACAGCAGUAUUAGCACCUGUUAUAGACUUGAAAUCAAAAGCCAAUCGAAAUGCAGAUAGAGAUGAUGAUGGACUUCAUAAUAAUCCACUCUCUUCUGGUGCUGUUAGUAGUAUUGGAGUCGGUGGAGAAUUUGACUGGAAUGUAAUAAAUGAAUACGAUCCUAUGUGGCCUAAUGAAUAUGACAAAGUUGUUAAAGAAUUGAGGGAUUUACGCGAUAGAGAACAUGAUCAAGAAACUGAAAUGCGUAAACGUAGACGAGAUAGUUCACGUUUUGAGGACACACAGACUUCUUCUGGGAAUAGUACAAUGAUUCCUCCUGAAAGAGAUGAGGAAAGAACUCCAACAUCAAGAGGUAUUGCUGGAGGAGCAGCUAUUGCUCCACCACCUUCCUUACAAGAAUCUUCUGAUCUUCCACCUCCAGCACCAAGACCACCAACUAACAUGGGAUAUGCAACAUCAUCUGUAGCAGCGAAGAUAAUGGCAAAAUAUGGCUUCAAAGAAGGACAGGGGCUCGGUAAAAAAGAACAAGGAAUGUCUGUUGCUUUGCAAGUAGAAAAAACUAGUAAGCGAGGUGGAAGAAUUGUUGGGGAAAGAGAACAACUUAUGCCACCACCACCACCUGUUGCUACUUCUCCUCCUCCAGUACAACAGCAAGCUCCUGCUUCACAACCUUCUGAGGAACCUAGUAUUACAGAAAUAAUGAAAUGUCCUAGUAAGGUUGUGUUGCUACGUAAUAUGGUUGGUCCGGGAGAAGUAGACGAUGAUCUUGAACCUGAAGUUAAAGAUGAAUGUAAUACAAAGUAUGGAGAUGUUGCGCGUGUUAUCAUUCAUGAAGUAACGGAAGCUGCUGCGGAAGAAGCUGUUAGAAUUUUUGUAGAAUUUAAGAGAAUAGAAAGUGCUAUUAAAGCUGUUGUUGAUUUAAAUGGACGCUUUUUCGGCGGAAGACAAGUUAAAGCAGGUUUUUAUUCCAGUGAAAAACUUGAUAGUUUACAAUUAAUGGAUUAA
This is a messenger RNA of Habropoda laboriosa, 1228 nucleotides long. RefSeq names its product splicing factor 45 (gene Spf45). Gene Ontology annotation, molecular function: RNA binding. NCBI's taxonomy places the organism in Eukaryota, Metazoa, Arthropoda, Insecta, Hymenoptera, Apidae. The record is from RefSeq and is a predicted model, not a curated record. Gene Ontology annotation, cellular component: precatalytic spliceosome. The transcript is spliced from 4 exons. The coding region runs from base 80 to 1228 and encodes 382 amino acids. Gene Ontology annotation, biological process: mRNA cis splicing, via spliceosome; alternative mRNA splicing, via spliceosome.